AUGGCUCCCACAAAGAAGGGUGACAAGAAGGGCUGCUCUGCCAUCAACCAGUCAGUGACCAGAGAAUAUACCAUCAGCAUUCACAAGCGCAUCCACAGAGUGGGUUUCAUGAAACAUGCCCCUCAGGCACACAAAGAAAUCUGGAAAUUUCCCAUGAAGGAAGUGGGAACUCCAGAUGUGCACAUUGACGCCAGGCUCAACAAAGCUGUCUGGACCCAAAGAAUAAGGAAUGUUCCAUACCAUAUCCAUGUGGGGUUGUCCAGAAAGCAUAAUAAGGAUGGAGAGUCACCAAACAAGUUCUAUACAUCGGUUACCUAUGUACCUGUCACCACUUUGGAAAAUCUACACACAGUUAAUGUGGAUGAGAACUAA
Nyctereutes procyonoides (raccoon dog) is the source of this 372-nucleotide messenger RNA. Its product is annotated as 60S ribosomal protein L31-like. The transcript has a single exon. The coding region runs from base 1 to 372 and encodes 123 amino acids. Gene Ontology annotation, biological process: cytoplasmic translation. The record is from RefSeq and is a predicted model, not a curated record. NCBI's taxonomy places the organism in Eukaryota, Metazoa, Chordata, Mammalia, Carnivora, Canidae. Gene Ontology annotation, cellular component: ribosome; cytosolic large ribosomal subunit. Gene Ontology annotation, molecular function: structural constituent of ribosome.